This is a messenger RNA of Periophthalmus magnuspinnatus, 2139 nucleotides long. RefSeq names its product family with sequence similarity 204 member A (gene fam204a). The transcript is spliced from 7 exons. Lineage: Eukaryota; Metazoa; Chordata; Actinopteri; Gobiiformes; Gobiidae. The record is from RefSeq and is a predicted model, not a curated record. The coding region runs from base 120 to 800 and encodes 226 amino acids.
CGGAAGUGCGUGCCGCCGCAGCCAAUGCUAAUGCUAAAACCUGCAAAUUAACACAGAAUUUAUACGUUUUUAAAAGAACUUCACAUUGCCAGUACCUAUUCGUGAAUAGUUCUGUCGCUAUGUACAGUGGUCUCUUGCCGAAAGGUUUUACGGAUGACGAUCUUAGUCCCGACGAAGAAGAGGAUGUGGAGGAAGAAGACAGCGAAAAGUUGAGAUCCAAACAGCAAAACGCAGCAUCCACAGUGGAAGUGUUGCCAAGAGUCAGCGCAUGUGAUGCUAGCAGUGAGGGGCAAUGCAGUCUGCCUGGUAUAUCUCAAGAAAUGUGGCAAAAAUUCAAGGAUCUACAGAAGAAAAAGGAAGAAGCUAAAAAAAUAGAAGUCCCCAGGAAAAGAAAAAGAAGACGGAAAAAGAAAGGAUCACUGAGUAAAAGUGAUCAACCUGAUGACAACAGAGAGCAGGAGAAGGAGAAGCACUGGGAUGAGCUUAAGCAGUAUUUUGGUUCAAAUGAUCGUUUUCAACCCCCCUCAUGCUCCAAACCCCCUCCGAAGUCCGGCCUAGAAAAGAGCAUAGAGAGGGCCAUUGCUGAAGGGGACAUUGCAAAAGCGGAGGAGAUGAGCGACAGCCUUGCUACGAGAGAGCUUGCUGUGAAAAUCGCUGAAGCCGCUGGUUGCCGUGACUACGCCAAACACAAACAAGAAGAGGAAGCUUUGAAGGCCGCGCAGAAGAGGAAGAAGGAGAUCGCCUGGGGGUUUGAGGCCAAGAAAAGAUGGGAAACAAAGAGCAACAUGGGAUUCAUGUGACUAUUGUUAAAAGAAAUCUCAAAGACUAUUUUACGAACAUUUGUAGGAUGACAAGAAUCCUGAAGAAGAACAAGAAUCUAUGACAUUAAACAGGUGUAUUUUUACUAUUCAAACAUCUCCACAUACCUGACCUCUGACCUGUAACAACAGCAGUAACAGCCACACAGAGACAAGCCACUGCCAAUCUCCACUGAACUAAAGGAAAAGGCAGCAGUUAACUUGAAAACUAUCACUGCAUGACAUCACAAGGUGGAAUAGACCAUUUUGCCUUGGAGAUGUAGACAGAAUAAUAAUAAAGGGCUCCUCAAACAUGUGUAAACGAAACAAAACACAACUCCAGGUAUGUUUUUCAUGAGGUAACACCAUUUUAACAUGGCUUAAAGCUCACACAAAUCUAUUUUGUUUAAUAUAGGACCUUUAAGUUAUAAUCACUAUAUUUUAACCACUGCAGUGCCUGGGCAGGGCUCUUCUCUCUCUAAUAGUUUGACCAUGGACUGUAUUCAUCAUCUACAUUUGAAGCAAAACAUAUUUAAAACCCAGCAAAGAGGAAGCCAUCCAUCCGCACAAGCAAGGGAGAGAAAUUGACAGAUUCAAAUUAAUUCCUAAGGCGCCCAUUGGUGUCUGCAUUGUGUUGUUUUCCAUUACAUUUCAGUGAUUUGUGCGUUUUCCCCCUUCAAAUUAAAUCUGGUGUACAUUACGGGAUGAGGCGUUUAUUUAUUGCUGUAAAGUGGGUUAAUCACGAAGGCGCUUCUUUCUUCUGCUGCCGAAGAGAAAGGAGAGAUUAUGUCCCUAAUGCAAUGUACAGGAUAAUGUUCGAUAGGAUUUAUGUGAGAAAAUGAAAUUUGGCUGUAAAGUGUUUGCGAGGGUCCGUAAACUGAAAAGGAGGGGGGGGGGAUUUGGCCCAUCCAGAGAAACACAGCAUUGUCUCGAGCCCAAACAAGAGGCUCUGGCUGUUUACUAGAAGCCUACAUUCGUUUGUCAUUGCGCUAAGAGCUACUUCAGCUCUUCUAAACUCCUCUAAACCAGUGUAUUCUUUCUCACUUUGAUCUGCUUUGAUCUACAACAAUUUAUAACCCCCAUUUUCUACUUUUGGAAAUUCAGAUUCACUCCAUAGACACACAGCAUUUUUACUGAUGGGUAAGAUAAAUGUUUUUCAUGAGGAGGUUCAGAUAUUGGAGGUUAACUGCAUUAUUGCAUCCUGGACAUGGAUGGGUUCAGUUUCAGUGUUAAUAUAUUAUUAAUUGUUCAUGCAUUUUAAGCAACUUUGAAACACCUCUGACUAGGGUUGUCAGAAGUGUUGAAAAUCAGAUACUAAUCAAAACUAAAACUAGUAUCGGGG